Molecule: messenger RNA, 3888 nt
Organism: Pyrenophora tritici-repentis Pt-1C-BFP
Lineage: Eukaryota; Fungi; Ascomycota; Dothideomycetes; Pleosporales; Pleosporaceae
Product: Smc, Chromosome segregation ATPase
Biological process (GO): sister chromatid cohesion
Cellular component (GO): cohesin complex; chromosome; nucleus
Molecular function (GO): ATP hydrolysis activity; DNA binding; protein binding
Source: RefSeq, a predicted model, not a curated record
AUGGGAAAGCUCGUGCGGCUGGAGAUUUAUAACUUCAAGUCUUAUCGCGGCCGUCACACUCUUCUCUUUGGUGACUCAUACUUCACCUCCAUCAUCGGUCCCAAUGGCUCUGGCAAGUCGAACAGUAUGGACGCCAUCUCCUUUGUCCUGGGAGUCCGAUCGUCCCACCUGCGAUCUGAGAAGUUGAAGGACAUGGUCUACCGUGGCAGGAUCAUCCAGGAAGCGAGAGUCAAUGCCGAUGGCACUGUGACCGAAGCUGACGGCGAUGCAAAUGGCGACGCAAACGGGCAUGCGAAUGGCGACGCAGCAGAAAACGGCGAGCCCCAGCCCAGUGGCCCACGCAACGACCCUCAGAACGCAUGGGUCAAGGCAGUCUUCGAGGACGACGCAGAGCAAGAGCACGAGUGGCAGCGGGCCAUCACCAGCUCCGGUUCGAGCGAGUACCGCAUCAACAACCGCGUCGUGACACAGAAGCAGUACGGCGAGGCCCUUGAAGAGCACAGCAUCCUGGUAAAAGCGAGGAAUUUCCUCGUCUUCCAGGGUGACGUUGAGAAGCUUGCUACAACCGCACCGGAGCAGCUCACAUUACAAGUCGAGCGCAUCUCUGGUAGCUUGGAGCAAAAGGCCGAGUACGACCGCCUCAAGGAGGAAUCUGAGGCUGCGACCGAGGACAAUGCCAAGCACCUCCACGAGCGUCGUGGUAUUAACGGAGAGCUCAAGACGUACCAGGACCAAAAGGCCGAAGCCGACGAGUACGAGAAGAAGCUCGCCGAGCGAGAUGACGCUGUCGUUACCAAGAACCUGUGGAAACUCUACCUAUACCAACAGGUCAUGGAAAAGGCACGCAACAAGAUUGCCAGCCACCAAGAAGAGCUCAAGGAGCACAAGCGCAGCGUCGAAAAGUACCACCAGCGACACGAUGCGGAAAGGCAGGCCGAGGCCAAGAUUAGGCGCGAUCUCACCAAGACCGACCGCAAUACCAAAGCAAAGGAGAAGGAGAUAGAGGAUGCGUCAAACGAGCUUGCGCCAAUCGAAGAAAAAAUUCGCCUCUCCAACGAGACUCGCCGAAAGUACGAGAGCAAACUGGAGGAACUCCGGAAGAAGCGAGACAACGAGAAGAAGGCGGUCGAGAAAUGCCAGAAGGACCUUGAUUUGGUACAAAAGGCCGAGAAAAAGUGGGAGGAUGACUUCAAAGCAGCCGCUCAAAGACAAGGUCGUGAGCUGUCGGAGCAGGACCUCCAGGAAUACGGCCGUCUGCGCAGCGACGUCACCAAGCGAACCCACGGAGAUCAGAUGCAAAUAGACAAACUCAAACGCGAAGUGGAAACAGACAGAGAUCACGUCAAAAACCUGCAACAGAGCGUCGACAGCCACGAGAAGGAGGUUGAGAAAUUAAACGCAACCAUCAGCCAGCUCGAGGAGCGCCAGCAGGCCUCCAAGACCCAGGUCAAAGAACUUGAGACUGCGAGAGCCGCUAAACAACAGGAGCUUGACAGAUUACGAUCUGACCGCAAGCAAAUCGAGAUGCAAUACUACGAGAAGAAUCAGUUAUUACAGGAGGUUCUGAAGCAACUUAGCAUUGUCGAAGGCAGUCGUCGCGAGUCAAGAAAGCAGCAAGAAGCUCGUAGAACCAUCGAUCGCCUCAAGACUCGUUUUGGAUCGGAAAAGGUACAUGGAAGGUACAAGGAUCUAAUCACCCCCAAGAUGCAAAAGUACCGCAAGGCCAUAGGCCGAGUCCUUGGACAUCAGAUGGAUACCGUCAUUGUUGACACGGAAGCCACCGCCAAAUCAUGCAUCGACUAUCUCAAAGCAGAGCGCAUCGGUGUCAUGUCUUUUAACCCGCUCGACUCAAUACAGAUUCAAGCCGUUGAUCCGCAAUUGAAGGGCAUGCAUGAGGGCAUGCGUCUCGCCAUAGACUGCAUCAACUACGAACCGAAGCAUGAACGUGCCAUGACAGCGGCGUGCGGCAAUACUAUGAUCUGUAAUACAGAAAAGCUUGCCAAGGAGCUGCGAUAUGUGAGGCGAGUUGAGGUCAAGGCAGUCACCCUGGACGGUCGUGUUAUCGGCAAGGGUGGUACACAAACAGGUGGUGAGCUGGAUCGGGAUGAUGAUUCGAGCGAGCAACAAUGGGAUGAGCGGUCCUACCAAACAUUACUAGACAAGAAGAAUCGAUACGAAGAGGAGCUUCGUGCGCUUCCCAAGCAGGAUCGGCAGUACACCCAGGAACAAGCUCUCGAAGUCGAGCUUUUGGAUCUUCAGGAGCAAAUAGCUCGCACGAAAGAUGAAUCCAGGGCACUUGGCCGCAACAUCGAGAGCGUUAAAAAGGAGCUGGCACACCACAAGAACGAACUAAAGGGAGUUCGUCCCAACUACGAGAAGCAAGCACAAAGACUGCAAGAUCGCGAAGACGAACUCAAGAGCUACCAAGACAGAGUGAACCAGGUCAAUGACCAAGUCUUCUCCGCCUUCUGCCAACGGCUGGGCUACGAGUCUAUUCGCGACUAUGAAGCUCAGCAAGGUACUGUCCAACAUGAAGCUGCCGAGAAGCGCCUUGAAUUCAGCAAACAACGCAGCAGGCUCCAGUAUCUGAUGAAGCAAGUCGACUCAUCACUUAGAGGUGUUGAGGAACGUCUCAAGCAAGCAGAAGAGGAAAUCAAGCGCAAAGCGGACGACAUUAGCGAGCUGGAAGCCAAGCAAGAAGAGUUACAAAGCGCCAGGGAUGUCCUCCAGGCCGAGCUUGAGACACUGCAGGAAAAGCGAAAGGCUUUGGAGCAGAAACUCGCUGAACGAGUCACAGCUGUAAAGGAAGCACGACGAACUCUAGAUCACCGAAACGAAAAGGUCAAGAACGUGCUCAAGGAAGUUGAUGAAGAAGAGGCCAAGAUCAAGUCAAGUGCGACGAACCGAUACAACGUGCUCAAGGAGUGCCGAGUGAACGAAAUCAAGAUACCGCUUACGUCAGACUCGAAGCCACUGACUUCCUUGCCAAUGACCGAUAUGCCACGACCAGAUGUAGAUGCCAUGGACGUCGAUGAGGACCCCGAUUCGACCCAAAUCCAGGCCGUAGAGGUUGACGACUACGGCAUCGAGGUUGACUUUGAGGAGCUGGACGAUGAAUUGAAGACGGAGAUUGUUGAGAUCCUUGAGAAUGAGGAUGACAGCGAUGAGCGCGUUCGGUCACAAGCCGGAACCCUUCUCAAAGCCGCCGAAUCCAAACUGACCGACAUCAUCACCAACCUUGAAACCGAUAUCAACAAAGCAGCGCCCAACAUGCGAGCUGCUGAACGUCUCGCCGCAACAGAAACACGUCUAAAAGCUAUUGAUGAAGCAUUUGCCGAGACUAAGAAGCGCGCGGCGGCAGCAAAGAAAGCUUUUGAGGAAGUCAAAACCCGACGUUAUGAUCUCUUUAUGAAAGCGUUCAACCACAUCUCCGAAAACAUCGGUGGUACGUACAAAGACCUGACCAAGUCACCAGAGUUUCCAUUGGGUGGACAGGCGUAUCUGGAUAUGGAGGACAGCACGGAACCGUAUCUUGCUGGUCUCAAGUACCACGCUAUGCCACCACUAAAGCGUUUCCGUGACAUGGAACAUCUGUCCGGUGGUGAGAAGACCAUUGCUGCGUUGGCUCUGCUUUUCGCAAUCCAUAGCUACCAGCCUUCACCUUUCUUCGUUCUCGACGAAGUCGAUGCGGCACUGGACAACGUCAAUGUUGGCCGUGUUGCGAAAUACGUGCGCGAGCAUGCUAGUCCGGGCAUGCAGUUCAUCGUCAUUUCACUCAAGGCAGGCUUCUUCCAGGAAAGUGAGACGUUGGUUGGUGUGAUGCGGGACCAGGGCCAAAUGACGAGCAAAUACCUCAGCCUGGAUUUGAGGAGAUAUCAGCCUGCCUAG